This is a messenger RNA of Dioscorea cayenensis subsp. rotundata (Guinea yam), 834 nucleotides long. RefSeq lists its product as uncharacterized. The transcript has a single exon. Gene Ontology annotation, molecular function: zinc ion binding; nucleic acid binding. Bases 1 to 834 code for a protein of 277 amino acids. The record is from RefSeq and is a predicted model, not a curated record. NCBI's taxonomy places the organism in Eukaryota, Viridiplantae, Streptophyta, Magnoliopsida, Dioscoreales, Dioscoreaceae.
AUGCAGCAACUCUUUCUGGAUGGACCUUGGUCUGUAAAUGGGAUCAUUUUACAGAUGUGUCCUUGGAAAACAUUUUUUGAACCAAGCUUCGUUAAGCUAAACUCCGCAGCAAUAUGGGUGCAGUUUCAUAACUUGCCGGUAGAAUGUUGGGACGGUGAUGUUCUAGAGACCAUUGCUAGCAACUUUGGUAAUCUUAUCAAGGUUGACGAGUUUACAUCCACACUGGCAAGAUCCAAAUACGCUAGAGUUUGCAUCGAGAUAGACUUAUCUAAACCUCUUUGUCGCGGAUUUUGGAUCGGAGAUGAUUUUCAGAAGGUGUUCGUCGUGGUGAUGUAUGAGAGAUUGCCGAUAUUCUGCUACAACUGUGGACUUAUUGGUCAUGGUAGUAAAUCAUGCACUCGAGCUGCUUCGUCCGGGGCCGGUGGGUUCUCUUUGCCCGCUCGUGAUGAACGAGUGCCGGUGGAAAGAACUGCCCAGGUUUCGAACGACGUAGAUCAUAUCAUGGAUGUAUCUAAUCCCAUCUUCGUCCCUGGUUCUGAUGACAAUAUGGCCUCUGACUUCGGACCAUGGCUUUUGGUUUCCUGCCAGCACGGCCGUGCUCGGGGUCGUGGGCGGUCGUCCACUUUCCACGCCUCUCAUGAUUCACCACACUCUGACGUCGUUGAAACAUUAAACGUUCAAAAUCCUGUUGCAAAUCUAGCCAUUAACCACAACUUCAUGAUCAAUGAAACACUAGGAGAUAACCCUCUAGAUCCACCGCUUUAUCCUUCGCUUAAUCCCCAGACCACUACUCUGUCAGACCCUUCAAGUCAAAACGCUGUUAUCCCUCCUUGA